Macrobrachium nipponense is the source of this 1483-nucleotide messenger RNA. RefSeq lists its product as uncharacterized. The record is from RefSeq and is a predicted model, not a curated record. Bases 613 to 1218 code for a protein of 201 amino acids. The transcript is spliced from 8 exons. Lineage: Eukaryota; Metazoa; Arthropoda; Malacostraca; Decapoda; Palaemonidae.
AGUGUGCCGCAGAAGCUCGCCGUGUUUGGUGGUGCGUCCAGUCCCUCCCGUCGCGGCUGGCCCGCGGAAGUAGUGCCCGUUGAACAUAUUGAGGAAAGAUCAAUUCAGAACGUGACUUGUGUGAGCAUUGUACUGUUCUUGGUUAAUUAGAAUUAGUGAAUUAUAUCGGAGUCUUUUAACAAGUUUGAAAGGCCAAUAAUGGAAGCAGAUACGAAAAACCGGAUUCAGACUCCAUCGCGGAGGGACAGCAUCGCGACUCUCAGCGUCAUGAUCACAAGAUAUAUCGGAGAGUAAGUUCGCACUUCCUUAAUGGCAACGACGAAUUAUGCACACUUCCAAAAGCGAAAUCUUCGUAUCUCGAAGGAAAUGACAUCCCCAGUGACAGACUCCAAAAUGAGCAUGCUGCACGUGACAGUGUUGUCUCCUGUUUCGAAAGUGUGAAACUUCGCUCCAACUAUCGAGGAGAACUUUCGCAACUACAACUUAAAUCGUGCGUAGAGACAGAGCAAAGUCCUGCCACCCACCUUCCAGUUCCCCAAGGAAGGUAUUCUCCCCCCUGGGAAAGGCUGAGUAUCAUCUGAAAGUAAUACAAACUUGACUUCCCUAAACAUCAUGGAGAACCCGGCGUGUCCUAUACUUUCAGUUUUGGUAUUCUUCUGCUGGAUGAUGCCGGCUUAUACUCGACCAGAGCUGAAUGUGAAGGCGACCUUCUCCACGACCCAGUAUGGAGGGCAUAAAAACGUGAGCUGCAUUAAUGGAUACACCACUGAGGAAAACACGUGCAAUUGUAGACCCUGCUGGGAAGGUUCCAGAUGCCAACGCUACGUGGAUUAUUAUGCCCCGAGAUUCCUCGUUCACUCUGCAACUGCCGUUAUUCCACCAAAUGCCACAGGAGUUGUGUACCGGGCUUGGAGCACCGAUGAGGAUCUAGGCCUCACCUGCCCUUUGGGGCCAGGUGAGUCAGCGAGAUGUCCGUGCGCUGCCGUCACCUACCAGCUGUUCGCGCCGCCAGGGGAUCGCCAUUUCCUGCUAGAUCCCGUGACGGGUCUCCUCACUCGGAACAUGAAUACCACCUUGUACCCCGGAGCCACCUACACGUACAAACUCAUGGUCCAAGGCGUGCCCGUGGACGGACGAGCCAGAGACCUCUGGUAUGACCUCCUUGACUUGAGGAUCUACGUCAGCGUGGAUUAUAUAAGGAAGAUUCCCUGGACAUAACCACCACUUGGGAUGCGGAGCCCAGUCGACCAAAAGAUUCUUGGAAGAAACCAGAGUUCCUGAAGAGGACAAAGUAUAUAUUUCAUCAGAAGUGUUAAAUGUGAUUGUCUAUCUCCAGUUGUUCUGUCGCAAUUAAGUAAUCCAGUCAAUAUUAAGUUAAAAUCAUCAAUAGUUAUUUUAUUCUAUCAGCGAAAGGAAGCCACUCAGUUCAUUGUGUUUUUUACUUAAAAAUUCUCUUUCCAAGAGAAAAAAAAGAUGAAUCUGG